Molecule: messenger RNA, 3775 nt
Organism: Mustela erminea (ermine)
Lineage: Eukaryota; Metazoa; Chordata; Mammalia; Carnivora; Mustelidae
Product: CMRF35-like molecule 1
Exons: 10
Coding region: 2884-3483 (199 amino acids)
Cellular component (GO): plasma membrane
Molecular function (GO): transmembrane signaling receptor activity
Source: RefSeq, a predicted model, not a curated record
AGCUGCAAUUCCACCUGCCGCCGCUGGGGGCCGAUAGCUGGAACGCGGAAGGAAGAGAGUCCGGGCUGCCCGGAACAGCUGGGGUCCCAGAACCUUGGGGGAGGGAGCGGGGAGGGAGACUACCACUACGUCUUCUCUCUCUUUGGCCUCCCUCUGCUUGGCCCUAGAAGCAACCUUAAUCACGGGAAGUAUGCAGCCGACUGGGGAGAGAAGAGCCUCAGCUCGCCAAACUUCCCAACCAAACGACCAGAAAGGGGAGAGUGGAGGUUCUGAAAGCUGGGAGGGGCUGUUGAGAGGAUGGAGAAGAGGAAACCCCUGAAAAAAGGGACCCCAGACCUCCAAAGCCCGCGCCCCAGCUGUGCACACCUGAUCCGGCCCUGGAAGGAAUAUCCACUUUAAGACCUUGGGGAAGACCGUCCCCGGCCACAGACUGGCCACUGGAGGGCGCACGUGAGGCACAUCCGGGGAGCACCUGCAGGGCUCCAGAAAGCUGAACCAGAGCACGUGGGAGCCACAGUCCACAGAAGCCACAUCAGCACUUGUCCUAACCUCACCAGCUGGACUGCCUGCCAUUAGAGAAACGAAAGUCUUCGUUAAAGAACUUUCUGGCAAGGGGCUAGCAUUGCUUGGUAUGUGUGCGGUGGUUUCCUGAAAUGAUGUGUGUGUGAAACACAUAGAACUGAACACCACUCCAAACUGUACCAUAUGUAAAGUUUGAGAAGUAGCAAAAACAAGAAGAAAAACGUUUCAGACUGGGAACGAUAAGCGGUUGCGGUUUAUUCUACCAAAUUACACCUCAGUAAAACUUGAGAAAGACGAGGGAGGAGGGAAAAGUUUGCGGGGAGACCAGAUUUCCUGCCCCCACCCCUUCACAAGUUAUUUGUCUCAGAUGGAAAUCCCAGGUUUCGCUGAGACCCCUAAUGGCAGGAGAAGGCUCAGCCUUCACAAGUGAACACAGAGGUCUAGGUCCUGUCUACGCACCCCGCCCCCACCCCAGAAUAUGCGCGACUUGGGCAUGAAGAGAACAUUUUGCCCCUCCUUUAACUGCAUAGAGGAAUCUCAAUGGCAGAGUCUUUGCAGAAUAAUAGUUACUUCCAGGGAUAAAUUUUAUAUGAGUAACCUAAUUACAUGGCAGGGCAAACAUUUGUUUACCAAACAUUUACUUGUUUUCUUCUUCCUGUGAAUUGUUUUCCUCUUUGGAGUCCCAAGCCUCUUCCCUUUUCUCUAAACUCUAGAUGACAUAUGUACCCCAUUAUGCCUGACUACCAUGUUUGCGUGGAUUUCCCACACUUAUGCUAUUAAAUUUGAUUUUCUCCUGUUGAUCUGUCUCAUGAUGAUUUGAUUCUAGAUCCAGCUAGAAGGACUUUGAAUGGGACAGGAACUCAGACUACCUAAGAAUGCAAUGGGACAUUUUUGCUCGCUGACACUUGGUGUAGUCAGCAGAAUACUUUAACUAGCAGGACACCGCUCACCCCCGACACUGCUGCAGCUGGGACAUUCUUGGGACAUCUGGCAGAGAGAAAGCAGAAGGUUGUACCAGUUUUCAAGCUGUUUGUCAUGAGAGGUUCCAGCCCAUGAGAACCUUUGUGGUCUCGACCCUCAGUGCUUGUUGGUGCUGGAAAGUCUCAUUCCAGAAGCACCUAGGGGUUGUCACAGGUGAGAGUCUCAUCACAGGAAGUGGACUCUCCAUGCCCUUCCCCUGCCCCACACGGCCCCCAUCCACCUCCCCUCGGGGAAGCAUUCACUUCUUGACUGAAAUUUACAGAGAUUGCUCUGGACUGGAUCUGGAUCUGGACUGGACUGGAUCUCUAGGUUCAAAGCAUCCAGGUUGCUCCUAUCAAUGCUGAAAGCCAGAAAGUGAAUUUCACAAGAGCAUCGGGGACUGGCAGCAAGAUGUAAGGAAACUGUGUCUCCUAAGCUGACUUAGAGCAAUUGGAUAAGAUGUACCUUUGUGAACAAAUGGAAACAUUCCCCUUUGCUCUUCAACUGAACCCUCCAAAUUUCUAGAACUGUCAGCCUGCUGUUGUGAAUCCAGCGGCAUCACUGUCUUCUGAAAUGAGUCUGCCUAAAGCGACCUGUUGUCGGGACUAAUACACUGGUUUGAAGAGAAGAAACAUCCUACCGGUGCAACUUUUAAUGUGUGAAACUUCAGAGAGUUGAUUCUUAGUCCAGCCAGAAGGACCUUGAAGGCGACAGGAACCCUUACUCCCCUUCGCUCCCUGCACCUGGCCCACUAUACCUUCUCUUACUCCUGCUGGUAAGCCUUUGGCUGCUACAUCUCCAAGAACCCCUUCCCAGCAAGGCCUUUUGAGGGUGGCAGGUGCCAGGAAGGAGACCCCCAUGGGCUUUGUCUUAGGAAGGUUAGUCUGUGGGGUCAGGUGGAGAGGGAUGUGCUGGACCCUAAACUGACUUUAGGAAUAAAGAUGACAAGAAAUUACAUUUUGAGCACCUUGGAGUAGCUAACAUAGUAGACAGCUCUACAAAGACACCAGGAGCCAGUGGAAGUCCAGACAUGGGCUGGGGCUGGGGAUGGCAGGAAGUAGGUGUGCACAGACUGGGGGUGGGCUAGAGACUGGGGCAGGGGCUCUCCUGAGAAGGUCACCUGGGACAGACUCCAGGGGCUGCUGAGCGAGGGACCAGAGCAAGAAGAGAGUACACCUCAUCACGCCAACAAUACUAUCCAAAGACGGGCACUGCCUUCCUCCUAAUAAGGAAAUUAGGAAGUAACUGAAGAAAAAAAAAAAUUAAGGGAAAUAGAUGACAGAAACUAAAAAGGAUUAAUUUAGAGAGAAUGAAGGCAAGUGGCCUCUGAGCUCAGUUCCAGUUCCCGGAGGCCAGUGGACAUCAGCUGAGUGCCAGGGAGACAACCCAGGCAGGCAGGACAUGUGGCCGCUCCCAGUUCUGUUCCUUCUCAUCAUCCAAGGCCACUUCUCCAAAUGCCAGGACGGGGUGGUGAGAGGCACAGCAAAAGGCACACUGACCACACUCUGUAUGUAUGGCCGAGGAUGGGAAUCUUACAACAAGUGGUGGUGCCGUGGAGAAAACUGGAUGUCCUGCGAGAUCCUUGUAAAAACCACCGGGUCAGAGCAACUGGUGAAGAAGGGCAGAGCCUCCAUCCAGGACAAUGCCAGCCGACGCACAUUCACCAUGACUUUGGAGGAUCUCCGGUACGACGAUGCAGGCACCUACUGGUGUGGGAUUGAGAGAAUCGGCUCAGACCUGGGGUCGAAAUUUUCUGUGAUUAUUGACCCAGAACCGGAUCCAACAGACUCUCCCAAGCCUGUGCUAAGCACCACAUCAGCCAGCUGGGACUCCUCACCUCCGUUUACCCAGGUCACCAACAACAGCCAGCCUGUGACUCCAACCAACCCCAUCAGCAGGUCGGGGAAGAUGGCCUUCUCUGUAGCAGCCAAGAAGCCUCCUGUGUGGACCCUCCUGCUGCCUCUUUUCCUUGUGACCCUGGAGGGGCUCUGCCAAACAUGAUGGACCAUUGCAGCAUGCAGGACUCUGGCCAAUGAUGGGUUUUAAAUUUCCCAACCAACCAGUAACUAUAAAAACCAGAAUUAAACCAAAAAGCUUGAGGGGGUUGCACAUGGCCAGAGACCCCUGAAGGCCAGGUGUACAGAGUCCUGCCAAUCCUACCUGCUGCCCCUUCGGUGCCUCUUGGAGUUAGAGUCACGCGAACAUCAGACGGAAGACAAGGUUGGACCAUCUCCGACCCACAUCCCAUCUGUUCACUCCAUACCUUUGCUAUUAAAUCUAUGGCUUUUCCUGG